This is a messenger RNA of Talaromyces atroroseus, 357 nucleotides long. RefSeq lists its product as hypothetical. The record is from RefSeq and is a predicted model, not a curated record. Gene Ontology annotation, biological process: mitochondrial respiratory chain complex III assembly. The transcript has 4 exons. NCBI's taxonomy places the organism in Eukaryota, Fungi, Ascomycota, Eurotiomycetes, Eurotiales, Trichocomaceae. Gene Ontology annotation, cellular component: mitochondrial membrane. The coding region runs from base 1 to 357 and encodes 118 amino acids.
AUGGCCAGCACCGGGAAGUGGGUGAAGAUGCUCACCGCGGGUGCCAUUGUCGCCGUGGGUGGGCCUUUGUUUGUCCAAUAUAUCCGACCGACAGACGAGGAGCUAUUCAGCAAAUACAACCCGGAAUUGCAAAAGGCAGCGCUUGAGAACCGUGAUCGGCGAGAGAAGGAAUACGAUGAAUAUGUGAACAAAUUGAAGGAAUGGUCCAAGUCAGAUAAGUCAAUUUGGUUUGCGGUCAAAGAAGAGGAAUCUCGCCGACGAGCGCAGGCAGCGGCAGCCGGAGCAUCGACGCAGUCCAGGGACGAAGAGCGAAUACAGAGGGAAGAGAUGCGACGAGAGCUCCAAGGGGACAAGUGA